This is a messenger RNA of Manis pentadactyla (Chinese pangolin), 3887 nucleotides long. RefSeq names its product spermatid-specific linker histone H1-like protein. Gene Ontology annotation, cellular component: nucleosome. The record is from RefSeq and is a predicted model, not a curated record. Gene Ontology annotation, biological process: nucleosome assembly. The transcript has a single exon. Bases 1202 to 1714 code for a protein of 170 amino acids. Gene Ontology annotation, molecular function: DNA binding. NCBI's taxonomy places the organism in Eukaryota, Metazoa, Chordata, Mammalia, Pholidota, Manidae.
GGGCUGUGCAACACAGAGAAGACAAGUAGUGAUUCUACAGCAUCUUACUACACUGAUGGUCAGUGACUGUAAUGGGGUUUGUGGGGGGGACUUGGUGAAGGGGGGACCCUAGUAAACAUAAUGUUCUUCAUGUAAUUGUAGAUUAAUGAUAACAAAAAAAAAAUCUGACAUAGACAGCAGAAUCAUGAGUUGUGGAUAAUUUGAAAAAUGGCAGACAUUGAAUAAGCUAAAAAAAAAUUGGAUUUUGUAGAAAUAAAUCAAUACAAAAUCCUAUCCAGCAAGGACUAAUAUUGCACAUGGUAAAACUGGUUAUUGAUUCAAAAUUGAUGGAAGGAGCAGAUUUUUUUGACCCUGUCAGAACUACAUAACUGACCCAGGAAAGGUGGCUGUGGUGGAAAUUGCUAGUCAGAAGAAAAUAACCAAAAUAGCAGAAUACAUCAGUGAUCAGAUUUUGCACAGGUUCAGAACUGUGGAAUAAAAUCCUCCCUGUAAAAUUUACACAGAGAGUCACUGAUCCCAAUGGGAGAAAAUUCUAUGAAAUAGACAUGAAAAAAUAAUAAAAAAGCAAAGCCUUUUCAUUGCUUUGUGUAUAAAGUUGAUCAAGGAAUUAAAGGGAGUUAGGUGGAUCAAGGAAUUACAUUUCUGGCCACUCUGGAAAAUAUAUUCCUCAUAAAAAUUAAUGAAUUUUGGUAUAAUUCUGAUUCUAAAAAUGUUUGUAGUCCUUGACCCAAAGUGUUGAGAUGGUGGGACCAAAAGGGGUUUAAAACUGGGGUCUCAGAGCACCCUGAAAUGGUCUGGCAUGCAAGGGUUUGUUUUUCCUUUGUAGUACAUAGACUCAGUCCUUCUUCCCAGAGUACAUGCCAUGCUCACUACCUGGAAUCUGCCUCCAGGGCGGAACCAUGGGGCUAUUGUGAGCCUCACAGGAUUCUGGUGGCCUCACAAUGUCCCCCUGAGGUCAUCAAGAGAUAACCUCACCAGCCCCUGAGCUUGAGGCACAAGUCUCCUGAGGCCCAUGUGGGGGAUCAUCCUUGGUCCUCCCUAGCCACCAGGGAAAGGCCCAGAUUGAAGCCUUUCAAGGAAGCCUCUGAGGGGAGCAGGAGCUGGGAGGCACCUCAUCCACCAAGGAGCAACCCGGUGGAGACUUCUAGCUGCCAUCCUGGAGGACCUCGCACCCAGUUCCCUUCAUCCUCCCCAGGGAGAGAUGCAGAAUGACACUUCAUUGUCCCCGCCAUCUUUACCCUUGGCCUCAAACACUGCUUUGAGCACCAGCAGGCAGGCCAGUACGUCCGGACUCCCGAGAGAGAAUGAGACUGACCACCAUGCCUGCCCCAAAGGCCACCGGAAGCCCAGCAUCUCCAAGGUGAUUCUGGGGGUUGUGGCAAACAAGGGGGCACACACCCACGUAUCCCUGGCCACCCUGAAGAAGGCCGUCACCACCAUGGGUUACAACAUGACUCGCAAUGCCUGGCGCUUCAAGCGAGCGCUCAAGGGACUGGUGGACAAGGGCAUUCUCAAGCACGUGACCGGCAAGGGGGCCUCUGGCUCCUUCUGCAUGGGCAACAAGAACGCCUCCAAGUUCAAGCUCAAGGCCAAAAGCAGGCAACAGCAGCGGCGGGGGUGGCCUGGGCAGCACAGGUUGCUGCUGGGCUCCAAACAUGGGCACAAGCAGCAAGGCAAGGGGGUUCGCAGGGUGGCCAAAUGCAGCCACAGUUAAAGAGGCAGGCUUGCAAGCAGGCAUGGCGCCAGGCUGCCACAGGCUCAGUGCAGUGGGAAUAAAAGGAGCCUAACUUAUUUCAAAAAUAAAAAUAAAAAGUGUUAUGCCAACAUCCUGAAUUUCUCUAUUAGAGUUUCUUUUUUAACUUUUUCAUGUGCUUUAUCUCAGAUUUUAAAAAUCAUAUGACUAGGAUAGCUCUUUACUUGUGUGUGAUGGCAAUUACAUAACAUGGGAAUUGCCUGAUACUUGAAAAUUUAAGUCAUUAGUAAAAUUGCAACAGUAACCUGUUAUCCAAUGGUAAGAGGUCAAAAAUCCCAAAAGAUUAAGUCCAACAGUGUACAGAAAAGGAAGGGAGGAGAAUCUUUGAAAUGCUAGUAUUCUAUAGUACUGACAUUUCCAGAUGUAGUCCUUGCCUAAGGAUUUGUUUUUCCUUUGUAGUACAUACAUCACCAACUAUACAAUACUUCCUGAUACUGGGACUUGGACUAGCUCUGGCUUUUUGUCAUUUUGUUUUGUUUUGUUCUGCCAUACCAGAAACACUUCUUCAUGUUUUCAGACAGUAUUAUAUAGGAGGGGAAAAGAAAACCUUGGUUUCUCCAUAUCUGAACACCUGUCCAUUUCCCACCAACCACAUAUGUAUAUAUGUAUAUGCUUUCACAAUAAUGCUGUAGAAAAAGCAAUCUAAAAACAUUAUUGACAUACAAAAGUAAAUGCUUAUAGCUCUUACUGUUAGGUGUGGUGGUCAGUUAGAUGGCUCUGCUGAUCUUGGCUGGGAUUAAUUAUCCUGGUGCAAUUAUCAUCCUGGGGUCAGCUGGUUGUUUGCUGACUUAGGAAAUUGUUGGCUGGGAAAACUAGAGUCAUGUGCCUCUGCUCAGAAAAUGUUCACGAGGCAUGAUGUAAGUGCAAAGAGAAAACUGAAACUUGCAGGCCUAGGCUUGGAGCUGGCAUACCAUUCAUCACUAUCAGAGCUGCUAUUGACCAAAAUCAAAGUCACAAGGCCAGGCCAACUCAAGGGGUGAGGAAACAGGCUCUGCCUCUUUAGUGAAAAUAACUGAAACAGGCAUGGAUAUAGGGAGAGGGGAGAGAACUGGCCAUCCUUGUGAUCUACCACACUGUAUCCCCUCUGUCUUCAGCUCAUUCUGUCUAAACAUCAGUGACCCUGUAUCCUUUCCCCUCACAUCUCCCUACCGCAGUGUGGGGGCACAAGUCAGCUCCAGAAGAGACGGUGGUCUUUUCUGCCCUAACACUUGAGCUGUCCCGGCGACCCACAGCAGCAGCGGGGCCUUUUGGUCAGGGUAAGGAGCAGGAUCUGCUAAGUGAGCCAUUUGACGAUGUCCCAGUUGGGAAGGCAGGGAAGGGAGAGAAGAGAGACUCUGUGGCAGACCUCAGAGACAUGGCUGCAGAUGACUCAGUGGAGAGAGACUACUGGGGAACCAUGGUGCACAUCUCUGCCUUUUAGUGAGUGAGGAAUAUAGAAGAAUGAGGAUUGGGACUACACAGAAUAACACCUAUUAGAGGUGCAGCCUUCUCCACGUCAGUAGCAUAUAUAAAGUUGGGGUAAGUCUGACUUAAAGACUUUGCCAUCACUGGCUGCCUGACUUUGGGAGGCUCUAUAGCUCUGAGGACACUGAUAAAACCAAGGGGAUGCACAGGUCUCAGGGAACCUCCCAUCACCAACACUCCAUGGCUAUGAAUUUCAUUUUGUUACCAAGCUAAACUCUUUUCACAUACAUUCAUUUUUCAGGUCAGCCUGCAGCACAACUGCUGAUAAUUUUAAAAAUCAGAAGGAACACUACCAACAGCAUACCCUGAAACCCAAGCUCUCCGAGAUGGGUAUUCUACCACCUUAGAUGAUCAAAAGCUGACCAAAGAGUAUUAUUCUGUCAAAGUACCUUGGUAUGAAGGGAGCCAAAUGUGUAUGUUUUUCAGGUUCACUUGGGAUUGAAGAAAGAUUCAGAUCUAUUUCAAGCAAUAACAUCUCUGAAUCUGCUCACAUCAAGAAUUACUACUUUUCCCCCAUUUCAGUUCCAUUUUUAAAAUUUGACUUUUUUUUUGAACAGGUGAUACAUGCACACAUGUAAUUAAACACAGGUUUCAAAAUAAUAUAAAGUAAAAAAUAACUUUCCCUGUCAUCUCUAUUCCUAAGAUACCCAAUUACCCUCCACGGUGGCAA